Molecule: messenger RNA, 2145 nt
Organism: Sinocyclocheilus rhinocerous
Lineage: Eukaryota; Metazoa; Chordata; Actinopteri; Cypriniformes; Cyprinidae
Product: eukaryotic translation initiation factor 4E type 2-like
Exons: 8
Coding region: 368-1129 (253 amino acids)
Biological process (GO): translational initiation
Cellular component (GO): cytoplasm; eukaryotic translation initiation factor 4F complex
Molecular function (GO): translation initiation factor activity; RNA 7-methylguanosine cap binding
Source: RefSeq, a predicted model, not a curated record
ACGCUGCACGUUGGCAAGGAUUAGUCAUGCGUAAAUGCAAAUGCAUGCGUUUCUAGCGUCUCUUUAACUCAGAGAGACCGGGAGAGAGAGGGGAGGGGGAAAAGAGGUGUGUCUAGAAGCUUUGGCAUGGGAUGGGAGGUCACCAUGUUUUAGUUGCAUGAUUGGACUCCACUAAGAUUUUGUGAUGGAUUGUGUUUUAAUGCAUGCGGAGAAUGCAGCAUGCAAAUAACCACUUCUAGUCCCAGAUCUGCAUGCUCAGGGCCUCCAGGCCGAGGACGGAUCACCGGGUUACGCGUGUGUGUGAGCAGCGGGGGCAGGUGCUCUGCGACCCCGGCUCAAACUCUUCUCUGCAGCCAGCUGGAAUGGCAUGAGGCGGUGUAGGCUGGCUGGAAACACGCGAGGGGUUGUGCACAAGCGAAACACGCUAUACUUUACAUGCCUGAAAGAUGAUGACAGUGGAGAUCACGACCAGGACAACUGCUCACCGAAAGACGGGGAGAAGGAAAAACAUGACGAAGAGGAGAAGGACUCAAACACUACCAAGAGAAAGGCGGUGGUCCCAGGGGCUGGUGAGCACCCUCUUCAGUACAACUACUCGUUCUGGUAUUCUCGUCGCACACCAGGACGGCCAGCCAGCACACAGAGCUACGAACAGAACAUUAAACAGAUCGGCAGCUUUGCUUCGGUGGAGCAGUUCUGGCGUUUUUAUAGUCACAUGAUCCGACCGGGUGAUCUGACUGGUCACAGUGAUUUCCACCUGUUUAAGGAAGGAAUCAAACCCAUGUGGGAGGAUGAUGCCAAUAAGAGUGGAGGGAAAUGGAUCAUACGGCUUCGUAAAGGCCUGGCGUCACGCUGCUGGGAGAAUUUAAUCUUGGCCAUGCUAGGUGAGCAGUUCAUGGUGGGCGAGGAGAUCUGUGGGGCCGUUGUGUCUGUUCGCUUCCAGGAGGAUAUCAUUUCUAUCUGGAAUAAGACAGCCAGUGAUCAGGCCACCACUGCUCGCAUUAGAGACACCUUACGCAGAGUUCUCAACCUGCCUCCUAAUACCAUUAUGGAGUAUAAAACACACACCGAUAGCAUCAAAGCUUGGGAGGAUUUCCAUGGUCUAGUGAACGCAAGCGGAGGCCGCUAGUUUUUCAUCUGAAGAGUGUGAGACAGAUUAUCAAGUUAAUUUUACCACCGAAGAGGACGUUUCCGAGGAGUUUACCUGUUUUUAAAAGAAAAACGAUCGGGACGUCAUGAAAAGGGUCAGCAUGACAAAUUUGUUCUAUUGAAGACUUACGGCUUCUGUUUUUAUCAUCUUCCAAAUACCACAUCACCUGAAAACUCUCACAGAAGAAGGAGGAACCAAUUCAUCAACAUAUGAACGAAUGUUUUCCUGUCAGUCAUUGGGUCGAGCUCUCAGAGGGACACAGCGGGACCACAUAGUUCAGCCACUGUGACAUGAACUAAUGGCUGGGAACUGCCACCGUUUUCCAAGAAGAAAAACAACAACAUGCCCUUGUGUAGUACAGCCACAUUAACUGAAUUAUCAUCUGAAUAACACAGUUUCAUGAAGAUGGCCUGAGAGGAAGACAGGUUUCAUUUAGGUCACAUUAUUUACCAAUGAGGUUGCAGGUUGAUGAGGAUAUUUUACUAUAGUGCAGUAUUUUAGCUACAGUGUUGAGUUGUUUUAAAAUAGAACUGUUGUACAAAAAAAGAAUUAUAUUUCUAAACAUAUUUGGAGAGCUCUAUAAUGGCAAGCUUUUUGUUUCUCCUGAGCUAAGAGAGUGUAAACCCAAAGGACAGUGCCCUAUCAGGGAUGGGUACCACGCUGCCUGAUUCACUGUGCCUCCGGCAAAUCACUGAUUUUCAAGAUCGCUCAACAUCCUGGCACUCGGCUGGAGGAGACCACACUGGAGACGCGACUCCAGCACUUUAUUCAUAGGACUCCAAGCCCUGUUUUAGAAAUCACUCGGAUGUUAUUCAGACAUGCUAACUAACAAAUACUGAUCUGUUAAUGGGGGCUGUGUAUCAACACCUACUUUAUACUGCCUGAAAUUCAGUGCUGGACAGUUGUAUUGGAGGUACAUAAAAAUAAGUGGAAAGGAAAGGUUUUUAAUUAUGAUUGAUCAUAGCAAUAAAUGUUGAUUAUGCAUCUGCUGCUAA